UCCUCGCUUCAGAGAAUCGAUCUCUUACCAAGUUCUCAGAAUAAUCGAUCGCUCUAUUGCAAUGGCGGGGCCAGAGUUGUAUUUCGAGAAGUUUCUAGGAGAAGGCUCUUUCGGUUCAGUGAGUCUCUACAAGUACAAAAGACGUCACGACGGCAAGACCCUUUACGCCGCCGCAAAAACCUCCGACCAUAAACACGCCGAGUCUCUCUACAUUGAGUUUCAAAUCCUGUCGGAACUCAAAGGAUGUCCGAGAAUCGUCCAGUGCUAUGGGACCAAAGUGCAAGAGAGACGCAACGAAGAAGGUUGCUUGGAGUACAAGAUUUACAUGGAGUACGCACCUGGAGGAAGCUUGAGGAGUUUCGCUAACCAAUUCCAAGACAAUAAGUUACCGGAUGCUUUGGUCAGAGAUUUUACUCGUAUGCUUCUAGAAGGAUUAGCCACCAUCCACGGACACGGUUAUGUUCACUGCGAUCUCAAACCAGCAAACAUACUCAUCUUCCCGAGUUAUGUCAACAAGAACGGUGCCUGGAGAUCAUCUUACGAGUUGAAGAUUUCGGAUUUCGGGUUGACAAGAAGAGAUGGAGACACUAGCUGGUGGCAACCUCAUCAGCCCUUUGCCGGAACAGCGAUCUACAUGUCUCCCGAAUCAAUUUCUCACGGCGAGACAGGGAAGGGACUUGAUUUAUGGUCUUUGGGAUGUAUUGUACUAGAGAUGUACACGGGAAAAAGACCUUGGUGGCAUACAGACUACAAACUGAAGGAUCUCAAGAACUGCCACGGGCUGUUGAUUCCAAGAGAUCUUCCUUUUGACGCAAAACUCUUUCUGAUGACAUGCUUCUCUCCCGAGGCAGAUGAUAGAAAAGACGCAUCGACUUUGUUGAAUCAUAUCUUCUUGCGUAGAGAUGUUAGUAAGAUCACAGAGUCGUCUCCUAUGCCUGCCAAGACUGGUAGUAACCCGAGGAAUAUCACUCUGGAGUUGGAGAAACUUAGACAGAGGCUUUCGCAUAUGAAGUCUAUUUUUGUAUAG
Messenger RNA from Brassica oleracea var. oleracea, 1027 nucleotides. RefSeq names its product mitogen-activated protein kinase kinase kinase ANP1-like. Gene Ontology annotation, molecular function: protein kinase activity; ATP binding. The record is from RefSeq and is a predicted model, not a curated record. Bases 62 to 1027 code for a protein of 321 amino acids. Lineage: Eukaryota; Viridiplantae; Streptophyta; Magnoliopsida; Brassicales; Brassicaceae. The transcript has a single exon. Gene Ontology annotation, biological process: protein phosphorylation.